This is a messenger RNA of Trichoplax adhaerens, 537 nucleotides long. RefSeq lists its product as uncharacterized. The record is from RefSeq and is a predicted model, not a curated record. Gene Ontology annotation, molecular function: ATP hydrolysis activity; AMP kinase activity; ATP binding. The transcript has 3 exons. Bases 1 to 537 code for a protein of 178 amino acids. Gene Ontology annotation, cellular component: nucleus; cytoplasm. Lineage: Eukaryota; Metazoa; Placozoa; Uniplacotomia; Trichoplacea; Trichoplacidae.
AUGAGCUCGGCAACUAGUCGUCGGCAGAAGCCGAAUAUUCUUAUUGCUGGUACCCCUGGUACUGGUAAAACAACAAUAUCCAAGCAGCUGGAAGAAAUGACCCAAUUCAAUCACAUCGAAGUUGGAGAAUUUGCCAAAAAAAAUAAUUUGUUAGAGUCGUGGGAUGCAAAGUACAAUUGCCACAUCAUCGACGAGGAUAAGGUCGUUGAUAAACUGGAACAAGUCGUACCUGCUGGUGGUUACAUCAUCGAUUAUCAUGGCUGUGAUUUUUUCCCAGAGCGAUGGUUCGAUGCGGUUUUUGUAUUGAAAACGGAUAACACUAUCUUAUAUGAUCGAUUGCUAGCAAGGGGCUAUGAUGAAGCCAAAAUUCGCGAAAAUGUAGAGUGUGAAAUCUUUCAAGAAAUUGUAUGCGAAGCACAAGAUAGUUACAGAGAAGACGUAGUAAUGGAACUUCAAAAUGAUUCACUAAAAGAUAUUGAAAGCAAUGUUAACCAUAUAAGGCAGUGGAUCGAUAGCUGGACUGGUGUUAAGAAAUAG